Messenger RNA from Acanthopagrus latus (yellowfin seabream), 3264 nucleotides. It is a transcript of the gene poc1a, whose product is annotated as POC1 centriolar protein A. NCBI's taxonomy places the organism in Eukaryota, Metazoa, Chordata, Actinopteri, Spariformes, Sparidae. Bases 263 to 1669 code for a protein of 468 amino acids. The record is from RefSeq and is a predicted model, not a curated record. Gene Ontology annotation, molecular function: protein binding. Gene Ontology annotation, biological process: cilium assembly. Gene Ontology annotation, cellular component: ciliary basal body; centriole. The transcript has 11 exons.
UACUGGCACAAUAUGAUGGAUGUGAUAGGGAUGUUUAGCUAGAAACGGUACAGCUUCCCCUUUAAGAAGUCUGACCGGUGCUCAGCGCCCAAUCGCGGCGCGUAAACUGAAUUUUGUUGUUGUCAGCAACCAGCGGCUAGAAGUAAGCUAGCGUUAGCCGGCGAGCUAAUAGUGAAAUAUCGUUUUGUGUCACUCGCUGACAUAAAGAAUAAAGUACAGCGGCUGUUGUCACGUCAAAACAGUCGCCUCGAUAUCAGGAACGAUGUCGUAUGUACUGUCUGAUCCAACUUUAGAGAGACACUUCAAGGGUCACAGAGACAAUGUGACGAGUGUGGACUUCAGCUGCAACAUGAAACAGAUAGCCACAGGCUCUAUGGACUCCUGUGUGAUGAUCUGGAACAUGAAACCUCAGAUGAGAGCAUAUCGUUUUGAUGGACACAAAGAUGCUGUUCUUUCAGUUCAGUUUUCUCCGUCCGGCCACCUGGUGGCCUCCGCCUCUAGAGACAAGACUGUACGUCUCUGGGUGCCGAGCAUGAAGGCUGAGUCAACAGCUUUUAGGGCUCACACUGCCACUGUGCGCAGCGUUAACUUUUCUGGUGAUGGACAGAGUCUGGUCACAGCCUCUGACGACAAGACCAUCAAAGUUUGGACCGUCCACAGGCAAAAGUUUCUAUUCUCUCUCAACCGGCACAUCAACUGGGUCCGCUGUGCCAAGUUUUCUCCAGACGAUCGCUUGAUUGUAUCGUCUAGUGAUGAUAAGACUAUAAAGCUGUGGGACAAGAAUAGCAGAGAGUGUAUUCAUUCUUUCUACGAACAUGCUGGUUAUGCAAACCAAGUGGACUUCCAUCCUAGCGGAACAUGCAUCGCUGCAGCCAGCACUGACAACUCUGUCAAGGUGUGGGACAUCAGAUCCCAUAAGAUGCUACAGCACUACCAAGUCCACAGUGGAGUAGUGAACAGCUUGUCUUUCCAUCCGGCUGGUAAUUUCCUCAUCACUGCGUCCAGCGAUUCCACGAUGAAGAUACUGGACCUUGUAGAGGGCAAGCUUCUGUAUACACUGCAUGGACACCAGGGUCCAGUGACCUGUGUGGCCUUCUCCAGGACGGGAGAGUACUUUGCCUCUGGUGGUUCAGAUGAACAGGUUAUGGUGUGGAAGACCAACUUUGACGGUGCCGACUGCACUGAUGGUGUCAGACUGCAGCAUAAAACUACUUCCAGCUCUCAGGCACCACAAGCCAACUCCACAGCUUACCCGCCCUUUAACUCACAUCCAUCUCUGCUCCGUAGCCAGGCUUCUGAACUAUCGGAACAUUUCAACGGACAGGACUCCCACGCUGCCGCCCACGCUCAGAGCGGGAGUCACAGCCACAGCAGAGCCACUCAUUCCCUCACCUACAGAAACCCCAGCUCCAUCUCCUCCUCCACCCACCAGACACAGACCCAGGGCUCAUCGCAGCAUCAACCCCGGGUUCAAGCACAGGCCUCAGAUGAAGGCGUCCCCCCCGGUCUCGCCAGCACCCUGGAACACAUAAUAGGUCAACUGGAUAUUCUCACUCAGACGGUUUCGAUCUUGGAGCAGCGGCUGACACUCACCGAGGACAAGCUCAAAGAGUGUUUGGAGAACCAGAUGGAGAUUGGAGUACAUCUCCAGAGACGAGAGGAGGCCUAAAGAUGGUGGCAUCAGAGAGAGGUUAAGCUGCGGCGCGAGUGGAACGGUGUCACACCAUUUACAGAAAAACACACACACACACACACACACACACACACACACACACACAUACACACACACACAGCGGUCUCUCAUUGCAACACAGUCACACUUUCAGCAAAAAUAUUUGGCGCAGACCGUUUUUCCUGACAGGACUUUAAAUGCACACGAGCCUCUCUGCUGCUGUACUGUGUCUGGUUAUUUUACAAAGAGAUAUCAGAAGUGAAGGAAUUGAAUAUUAGGGAAGUUGUUCCUCUACAACAGUGCUGAGAGCGCAGUCCCGUUUCUGCUGACGAAGGACCUGGUACUAGUCACUGUGUGUGUGUGUGUGUGUGUGGGCGUGCGCAAGAUGGCUGCAAAAGUGUAGCGAUUGCAAGAGACUUCAGUACUUGCCUAUGCGCUGCACGUGUGGAUGCUUUAACUCUACUUGUGUGUGUGUGUGUGUGUGCAGGCUUGAGCAAAAUGGCGUCGGUAAAAGAGCUCCUCUCUCCUCACAACUCAACACAACAGUUACCGCAGAGCCAGCACAGUGCCUUUAUUGUGUUUUACAUGAAGAAAAUCCACGUUCGGAUUUUAAGGUUUUGAAACUUUUUUUUUAAAAUCACAAGUCUGGCGAUAUUCUGUGUUUUUUAUUAUCAACAACCCCUGAAACAACAACAAAUUGAUCCUUCUUAUGAUGUUGACGGCGUAGCCUCACGUCUGUGCCAGUGACCUCCACUGACCCCCAGUUCCUUCACUGCUUCAACCACACACACACCUUCUUGCCACCACAGUAGUCAUUAUCUGCUCACCCUCAUGCUGGGGGAGAGUCAGGUGAAGUUUUCUAGUCCACAAAACAUUUCUGGAGCUUCACAGCAAAACAGUGUUGCAGCGUUCGCCUCAAUAACUGUAGUAGUAGAUGGGUGCUUGUUUUAAAAACUUUUUUUUUUUUUUUUUAACAUAAAGAGGUUCCUUUCAGCCCGUCUGAGAUCCCACAUUCAUUUGGAAAGCUGGUGUUUACACCCUUGACGCUUGGUCGAGCUCGUUCACCCACUUGAGAGGAGAUGCGCUGAUGCCUUUAAGUUUCGCAGCUACGCUGAAGAUUGAAAAGGGUGUAAAUAACGUCUUUUUCAAAUCUAUUUGGGAUUUCACGGCUGCCGGAGACUUUGAUUACACCAGACAAGCUGCAUGGAGCCGUUUCAUGUUUAUUUCCUUUUUUUUUUAAAUUUAUUUUUAAAAAUCUACUUCAGUUUAUUCAGGAGAAUGUUCCAACACUGCUUUUUUUUACUCUGAAGCUCCAGAAGAGACCACGCCCUGAGGACACGGAGACAUUGGCGCUUUUGGUCCUCUCACUGGGUUGUUGACAACAAUAAAAAUGUUUUAUUUUUAUUUUAAAUUUCAAUUACUGUAAUGGUGCUCUGCUAGAUUGCAAGUUGGAUUUUCUGCUCUGUAUGUGAAGAACUGCUGAUUGUUUUAAAGGCGUCCUGUUCUGUCCUUUUGUACCAUUUUUGUAAUUUUAUACACUGAAAGUAACUUAUUGUGAAGCCUCUUAAUAAAUGUUUCUCACUCUUUCGGUA